Culex pipiens pallens (northern house mosquito) is the source of this 742-nucleotide messenger RNA. RefSeq names its product mediator of RNA polymerase II transcription subunit 18. The record is from RefSeq and is a predicted model, not a curated record. Gene Ontology annotation, cellular component: core mediator complex; mediator complex. Gene Ontology annotation, biological process: regulation of transcription by RNA polymerase II; termination of RNA polymerase II transcription. Lineage: Eukaryota; Metazoa; Arthropoda; Insecta; Diptera; Culicidae. The coding region runs from base 33 to 677 and encodes 214 amino acids. Gene Ontology annotation, molecular function: transcription coregulator activity. The transcript is spliced from 3 exons.
UUUCAUUCCGUAAUUCCGGAUUUCAACCCGCGAUGGCCACCUCCACGUUGACGCCGGCGGUGGACCUGCUACACCAGGCGCUCCAGUCGAACAUCAUCCCGAACCAGGAAUUUCUGCUGCAGGGUUCGAUUUUGGACUCGGCCGCCGAGCAUUUGCUGCACCGGUUGCGUGGACUUUGCGACAAUGUGGACACCGGACCGGAAACGUUCUCAGACUAUGAGAUGUGUCUUAGUUUGAAGGUUCCGAAUGAAAAGGCCCCCGUGAUGACCCUCCGCGUCCGCAAAGCCCAAGACGUGGACGCUCCCUACCAGCUGCGUUACAUCGGCCAACCAGAGCUGGGUGACCGCACCCGUCCCACCCUGGUCCGCAGCAGCCUGGACAUUGCCUGUUCGCCGCACGUGGUCGACUUCCUCACCGAGAUGGGCUUCCGGGUGGACUUUGAGUACAUCACCAAGGGCUACAUGUUCCGGAAGGGCCGCAUGAAGGUCACCGUGUCCAAGAUCUUCAAGGUCAACAGCGCGGAGCCAAUUUCGCAGAGUUAUCUGGUGGAACUGUCGGUGCUCGCUCCGACCGGACAGGACGCGAUCGCCGAGGACAUGAGGAUCUUUGCGGAACAGCUCAAACCGCUCGUGCAGUUGGAGAAGAUCGACUACAAACGGUUUGCCCAAAUGCCCUAAGCAAUCGCGAGACACAAUAAAUUAAGCAAAUAUACUGAAAAUAAUUAAAAAUUGCCUAAUCGGAA